This is a messenger RNA of Fraxinus pennsylvanica, 498 nucleotides long. Lineage: Eukaryota; Viridiplantae; Streptophyta; Magnoliopsida; Lamiales; Oleaceae. The record is from the annotation of a GenBank genome assembly.
AUGGCUAGUGGCUCCUUUCUUUUGGCUACUGUUUCAUUAGCCUUCCUAUGUAGCAGUCUUACGUUCCAUAAUGUGAAAGCUGAUUUAAUUGGCGAUUUUUGUUCAACUGUGAGGGAUCCCUCUUUCUGUAAUAAGGCUUUAAGAUCAGAUCGUCGUUCUGCCAAAGCCGAUGUUCGUGGAUUAGGCCAAAUCGCCCUCGACAAAGCAAUAGCCAGUGCCAAGACAACCUUAAAGUUGGCGAAAGAACUUGGGAAUGGAGAAUUACCUAGUACGUGCGCGGAGGUCUGCAGUGAUGCAAUCGAUAAUCUUAACGAGUGCCAGGGUUUGUUACGCGGGAAUGAUAAAGAGAGUUUAAAUGUCGAAGCUUCGGCUGCAUUGGAUGAUUUGGCUACCUGCGAUGAUGAAUACGGAGCAAAGGAACCUACCAACCUUAAAAAUGCUAGUCAAACAACACAAGGACUUAUUAGUAUCAUUUUGGCGGUAUCAAAUCGUUUGUAG